AUGCUGUCAUAUGCUUGCUACAAAAGAGGAACUCCUUUUUCCAUCGUCAUAGCUAUGGAUCUCAGGAACGAUGUGGCAAGUCGUAUUUCGGCAGUCAUCUUUGCUUACAUUGGUGAUAAAUACUGGAGGAUCGCUGAUCCAAUCGGAGCGAUCGUGUUGAGCACGAUAAUAGCAAUAUCGUGGUUUCGUCAUGCCGUUGAGAGCGUACCUCAGCUCGUAGGACGUCGAGCGGAGCAAGAAGAAGUGAGCCGAAUACUGCGGAUCGCUAUCGAACAUGACGAAAGAAUACGAUGCCUGGACCAUUUCAUGGUCUACCACAUGGGUACAAAAGCUUUUGUCGAGUUACAUAUUGUUAUGGAUGAACGUUUACCGCUGAAGGUAUGUAGACGUUUCAUUAUUCACGUAGUUCCUUAUAACGGCCAAUUCCAUGAGCUUUUCCUGAUUAUUACAACCUGGGAUAUUUCCCAAGAAGGACGGCCUUGUUUACAAUAUCAUCUCAUGUACUGUUCACCUUUGGAUUUUCAUUAUGUAAUUUAA
This is a messenger RNA of Cooperia oncophora, 537 nucleotides long. The record is from the annotation of a GenBank genome assembly. Lineage: Eukaryota; Metazoa; Nematoda; Chromadorea; Rhabditida; Trichostrongylidae.